AUGUACUUGGGCUAUGUGCUGGACAAGGACUCCCCCGUGUAUCCAGGCCCUGCCAGGCCAUCCAGCCUCGGUCUGGGCCCUCCGGCCUACGCGCCACCCGGCCCGGCGCCCGCACCCCCGCAGUACCCCGACUUCGCGGGUUACACGCACGUGGAGCCCGCGCCUGCGCCCCCUCCGACCUGGGCCGCGCCCUUCCCUGCGCCCAAGGACGACUGGGCAGCUGCCUAUGGCCCGGGCCCCGCGGCCCCUGCCGCCAGCCCGGCCCCGCUGGCCUUUGGGCCCCCUCCGGACUUUAGCCCGGUGCCAGCACCUCCCGGGCCUGGUCCUGGCCUCCUGGCGCAGUCCCUCGGCGGCCCGGGCGCACCGUCCUCGCCAGGAGCGCAGAGACGGACGCCCUACGAAUGGAUGCGGCGCAGCGUGGCAACCGCAGGCGGCGGUGGCAGCGGUAAGACUCGGACCAAGGACAAAUACCGAGUGGUCUACACAGACCACCAGCGCCUGGAGCUGGAAAAGGAGUUCCACUACAGCCGGUAUAUCACCAUCCGACGCAAGUCCGAGUUGGCUGCUAACUUGGGGCUCACAGAGCGGCAGGUAAAAAUAUGGUUCCAGAACCGUCGAGCCAAGGAGCGCAAAGUGAACAAGAAGAAACAGCAACAGCAGCAGCCACUACCUCCCUCGCAGCUGCCCCUGCCGCUGGAUGACAACCCCACACCAUCAGGGCCACCCCUGGGUAGUCUAUGCCCCACCAGUGCUGGCCUUCUGGGUACCCCCUCCCCAGUGCCUGUCAAGGAGGAAUUUCUACCCUAG
Microtus ochrogaster (prairie vole) is the source of this 807-nucleotide messenger RNA. It is a transcript of the gene Cdx1, whose product is annotated as caudal type homeobox 1. Gene Ontology annotation, cellular component: nucleus. The record is from RefSeq and is a predicted model, not a curated record. Gene Ontology annotation, biological process: cell differentiation; anterior/posterior axis specification; animal organ morphogenesis. Gene Ontology annotation, molecular function: DNA-binding transcription factor activity, RNA polymerase II-specific; RNA polymerase II transcription regulatory region sequence-specific DNA binding. Lineage: Eukaryota; Metazoa; Chordata; Mammalia; Rodentia; Cricetidae.